Molecule: messenger RNA, 552 nt
Organism: Morchella sextelata
Lineage: Eukaryota; Fungi; Ascomycota; Pezizomycetes; Pezizales; Morchellaceae
Exons: 2
Coding region: 1-552 (183 amino acids)
Source: RefSeq, a predicted model, not a curated record
AUGGCUUCCGCCAGAGCUUUUGAUGCCUGCGAGAGCAGUUUUCAACUUUCCAAUUAUCGUCAUGAGCGAAAUCAUAAAGUGGUCCAGUACAGGGGUGGGGGAACACAGGUGGAUUUUGCGCCGCCACUACCACCUCCAGCUCAAUUGCAAGAUCACGAUAGGGAAGACAGUGACGAGGAUGAGCUUGAUGAAAUAGGAUAUAGGAAUGAAAGUGAUGAGGAGGAGGACAACGAUGAUGUUGAGGCAGUUCCUGAACCAGCGGUACCAGAGAAUCCAGCCAGACUGCCCCGUAUACCAAUAGAAUUUGAACCAUAUACAAAUCCGCAUUCUUCCCACGAACGAGAAGCUCAUUUACCUGCCGGAUUUUUUGAGCAUUUUGAAUCACCUUCACAGCCACGAGAGUUCUUUGAAUUGUACUUUACAAAUGAUAAGCUUCAAACUCUCGCCAACAGUAAAAAUUCCUAUGCAGAAUUGAAGCGAGCCGGUGAGAUAGGACAACACCGUUGGUAUAUUCUGCUCGGCCAGAUGCAAGGACUAUUGGUCGAGGAAUAG